CCUUCAUAUCUUUGACGUCAUAGAAGGUCACGUGCGGCAGGUCGCCCCUCGACUUGCACACAUAAUCGCCACCCGACGUGUCCCCUGCCGCCAGGUUGCACACAUGGGUGACCGCAGCCGACUUGAGAAACUGACAGAUGGACAGACAGGCAACGACAGGAAUGUGUCACCACAGACGCCGAUAUCGCCCUCAGCACACAGUACCUCUGUGUCAUGCGCGGCAUCCUUGCUCCCUAUGAGGAGUCCCCUUAUAAAUUAGUGUGGCCGUCCCCAUCCAUGCGUACCUUGUCCAGCUCUAAUCUGGCGACUUUCGUCUCAAGCUCUUCUGUGCUGCGUCUGUAGAAAUCGAGGCCAUGCCCAAAUCAUAGAUCCGUACGACGUUCCUCCCGAAGAGCAGACACACACAGAGAAGGAUGAUUGUGUAUGUGUGCAUGUGUAUCUGCUUACUCAGGUCAGUCUCCUCCCUCCCGCUGCCGCCGCCGCACUGCUGGCAAGUACUUCUCGCCUGUCUCUCGCCUUGGUGUGAUAUGGCAGUCGGUGUGCCGAGUGUCUCGAAGAUGCGGAACGACGGGCGUGCACUCCGACCUGCAGCCAACAUACACAUACAUCAGUACCUCGGUUAUUGACAUCGACCAUGUGAGGGCACCUGCUCAAGUGGCUUCCAUCCCUCGAUUGGAGGCGCUGCGUAUUGCAUUGAUCGAAGAGCCAGCGAAUAUAAAAUGUAAGCAGCGAUUGACAAUGACAUUCUUGUUUCCUCGACUCUGAUGGAUGCAAUACAAGCAACAAGCAACAAGCAACAAGCGACACAUAGAUAGAGAUGAGUAUGUUCGCUCUCUCCCUCUCCCUUCUCUCCCUCUCCCUUCCCAUCCCAUCCAUACUUACGCGCUUCGCUUCUGCGCCACGUGCCGCAGGUCGACAGCAAUCGCCACCAGCCCGUUGUUCGGCCGGCUCGCAACAAGUAGCUGGCUCUCGGGCGCGUCACCGCCACUCUCGCCCGCUUCACCGCCAACCGAAUCCGCCCUCAUGCCGCUGUCGCCCUGCUGCAGCUUGCCCUCGUCAUCCUGACUCGGCGCCGCCCCCUGGUCAACAACAUCAGCUGAAACAAGGAAGACAUCAGCACAAUGAAUGUACCCCUCCUGGCUGUCUCUCUAUCCAUCUACUCAUCCUACCUGCCUCAUCUGGUUGAUAUGAGUCCAUAGCCGCCACCAGACUCAGCUUGGCCUUGCUUCGGCCUCUCGGCGCCCCCGGCCGAGGAAACGCGCGGCGGAGCAU
Molecule: messenger RNA, 1272 nt
Organism: Vitrella brassicaformis
Lineage: Eukaryota; Vitrellaceae
Source: the annotation of a GenBank genome assembly